Molecule: messenger RNA, 4707 nt
Organism: Williopsis jadinii
Lineage: Eukaryota; Fungi; Ascomycota; Saccharomycetes; Phaffomycetales; Wickerhamomycetaceae
Gene: APC1
Product: anaphase promoting complex subunit 1
Exons: 3
Coding region: 1-4707 (1568 amino acids)
Biological process (GO): anaphase-promoting complex-dependent catabolic process; protein K11-linked ubiquitination; metaphase/anaphase transition of mitotic cell cycle
Cellular component (GO): anaphase-promoting complex
Molecular function (GO): molecular adaptor activity
Source: RefSeq, a predicted model, not a curated record
AUGCUGGUAGGGCCUGUUUUACAGGAGCGAAAAUCUUUACUCCAUUACUUCUUUGGUUCAGGCUCUAAUACAAAGAUUGGUUCCGUAACCAUCAGUGCACUUUUGGAAAGGGAUGGCUUCACUGGUACUUGUCUUUGGAAUAAGACUUCACAGAGUGGUUCUCUUGUUGACGCGGCGCUUGGUCGUAUUGGGAUAAAAGCACUGAUGGAGUCGUUGAAGAUUCCUCUCAAAGUGAGGAAAAUACACUGGGAGAAAAGUACACUCCAAAAGACGUUUGAUGCGGCCAAAAAGAUCGCCAUUUGUUCUAGCGAUGAAAUACUCUGGAUAUCUGAGCACAGUGUCUACUGGCUAAAGGGCUUGUUCCUUGACAGAUAUUUCCAUUAUGAUGAGGUGGUUAUUAACGCAUUCUUCACAAGUUUCUCUGUGGAGUCGUCUGAUGAUAGAAAACUCGUCGUUGUGUUAGAGAAUGCUGCUCAUAUUUACUACGCUGAUGGUCAGAAGCAUACGAUGAGCUUCUCAUAUCAAAUCACAAAUGCAUACCCAUUUGAAGGUGGUUUUGUGAUAGAUCGUUGUCCUGGAUCAGGCUCCUGCUUCUUGGCAGUUACAGAUCCGAUGAGUGACCCUGGUGCCAUUGUUUCGUCAUCAACAUCGUUGAUUGCAUCGACAGAACGCCUACUUCUUUUCCCCCAAAGGUCUGACUCCACAAUAGCUGUCACUCGUGAUAAGUAUGAACAAACAAUUUCACUCUAUCACACAAGAUUCCUCAAUAGAUCCAGCAAGAGCAUUUCCCACAAUCCUGUUGCAUCCAAAAAGCGUGUGCCCUCGCAAUCGUUUAGAAUAUCUUCACAUUCUUCUUCUACUAAUGAUCAAGGCGAAGGAAACUUUGACAAUGGUAUAAUGAUGGAAAAAAGAAGAAAUGUAUCCCAAGCGGAAAAUAUGGCUAUUGAUAGGAUGGCCUCGUAUGAUACAAACAUGAAAACAGCAGAAACCAUGUCGACUACAACGCCUCUUGAUGUCAUGGUGAAGAAGGACGCAAUAUUGUCAAAGCUGGAAACUCUUCAGUUCAAAUCUGAUUCAGAUCAAAUCAAAAUCCAAUCUGUGGUGUUUGAAGACAAAGAGAGUGUUAUAAUCCGUGACCAACUAACUGGAUUCUUUCAAUGUUUCAUCUUUCAUGUAUCAAAGUCUGUUAACCCUUUCCCAAGAUUGGUUAAAACAAUUGACCUUUCAGGCCAGUACGUUGACUUUGGAGUAUGCUCUUCGACACCUGGUAUGUGCAUUUUUUUAUCAAAGUCCAACGAUUUUGUACUAUGCAACCCAGCAUUACAAUUGUCCACUUCGCUUUUUACAACAUCAUUCCAUGUUGAUGAGAUUUGUGAUGCCAAUGGCUCAACGGUGAUUUUGAAAGAUUCGAAUUGCUGUUAUGGUUUAUCAUACCUACCAAUAAACCCCAAGUCUGUUCUUGUCAAGAGAUGUCUAUCAUGCUUGAAAUAUAUCACAAACUCAUAUACGUUCAACUACAUUUGGCUUACAUUCCUCAACGCAUGUUCAAUUGAUUCAGAUGAAUGGUCAGCUUUCGUUCUAACAGUUUUGGUUACUAUAUUACCGUUUGCAGUGAAACCUACUUCAGUUAGCUCUCCGAAUCUUGUAUCUUCUCUCUUGGCUAAGAUAGUGCCGCUUCAAAUGAGAGCUAUUGGAGACGGGUUUGCAUUGUAUGAAAUGGCUCCUAAUAUUGUGACUGCACUUCAUUUGAUACGUGAAGAUCUCAAACUCGACAUUCUUGAGAAUGACUCAGUAGAUAAAUUGGGGUUCUUGCUUGCUCAGCUCUCUCAUUGGAUGUCCUGGCCAUCUACGUGGAAAUGUGCCUACAACGUUGAUGAAUCUUUGUUGGAUAACUCACUCAGGUUUCCAUCACCCCCUCUUCUUGAUGAGCCACCAGAUUUAUUACGCUCGCUGACUUCUUUAUUUGAUUCUCAGAUCGUUCCGUUUUGUACGUUUUCACAGCUUGCACAAGAAGAUGAGGAGGUUGAUGCAACAGUCACCUCUAGAACUUAUGCAGUUCUACGACUAUUCGAGGCUCUUAUAUCAUCCGAAUUUUCUCCUCUGGAUAUUGUGCGUAUGCUUGGUGAAUUGAAAAUAUCCUUGGAAGUUUUAGAAACAUUCCCAAUUGGUAUCGUUAUUCCUUUAAAGGAGGUGACAUCUUACUGUCAAGAACAUUUGGCCUCCAUGGAUCAAUCACCAGGCGUCUUUGGCUUGCUUGAUAGAAAAGAUUUGGAGGUUAUAAGAUCCCAUCAGCACAAACGGAUUCACAAAUACAGUGCUAACUCGCAUAUUCAAGCAAAGGACACCAGCCAGAUUGUAAACACCAUAUGGAAAUCCCCUGAUCACAUAGCUCCUAUUGAACAAGAUCGAUUGGAUAUAACACGUACUAUCUUCAAAAGCGAUAGAAGAUUUUGGGAAAUGACGAAGAUUUUAGAAAGUUCCCAGGUACAACGAGUAACAAGUACUCAAAAUACAGCUGCAUCAGACAAAGAGCUUCUUGAAUAUCAGAAAGAAGUUGCUCAUUAUGCUACUGUGAGGCUUUUGACUCUAUCAAUAGGAAAAUCUAUUGUAUUCUAUUCCAUGAAAAGUCCUCUAACUACAGAAAUUUUUCCAUUCUGGAAGAUGAACUUUGCAACAACCAUUUACCCGGAUGAUAUCACGAUAACUACUGACAAGGACUCUUUAGAUAAAGUGUCUUUGGAGUGGGCAUAUUUUCAUAAUGGGGCAGCUGGUGGAUUGACAGUUUCAAAAGAUGCAAAAGGAAUCACUGGAAGCUGGAUCACAUUCAACAGGAAUAAAUCCCUAACAGCGCAACACGCUGGCUUCCUUUUAGGAUUAGGAUUGAACGGACAUUUGAAGUCGCUAGAGGAGUGGAAUAUCUUUAACUAUUUGGGACCGAAGCAUUCAUAUACAAGUAUUGGUCUUCUUUUAGGUAUGAGUGCCAGUUUAAAGAGAACUAUGGAUACCAAGUUAACAAAGGUUUUAAGUGUUCAUUUAGAUGCACUGCUACCGCAGGGUGCUAGUGAUCUCAUUGUUGGAAGCUCUGUCCAAUCUGCAGGCUUAAUUGGUAUAGGAUUGUUGUACCUCGAAACGCAACAUAGAAGAAUGACUGAGAUUCUUUUAUCUCAAGUUAAUGGGAAGGUUCAUGUUGAGGGCAAGACACUUUCUGAUGAGAGCUAUAGGUUAUCUGCAGGAAUUGCCCUUGGGUAUGUGAACUUGGGUAAGGCCAAUGAACUCAAAAAUCUCAAAGAUACUCGUGUUAUCGACCACCUACUCGAAAUUACAACUUCUUUAAGAGAUGUCCAGAGCUCUGAGGCUUACGAUAAAUCUAUUGGGGGUGCUCUGAUAGCGUUAAUGUUCAUCUAUUUGAAAAGCCAUGAUAAAGAAAUUGUUAAAAAGUUGGCAGUUCCUGAUACUGAACAGGUUCUAGAUUAUGAGAGACCUGAUUUACUUAUCUUACGUGCUUUGGCUACAAACUUAAUCAUGUGGAAUGAUAUUGCAGACACUGAAGAUUGGGUUAAAUCCCAAAUACCUGCUGUGGUUUUGAGCAAACGACGUUCAAGUGUCGAUUUGAUCGAUCAGUCAGAUUACUACUACAUCGUUGCUGGUGUUUGUUUAUCUGUUGGUGUGAAAUACGCAUCCACGUCUAAUUUAAUAGCAAGGGACACAAUCAUCCAUUUCUAUGACGAUAUUACCAAAAAGAUUGAUGAUUUGCAUGGAGAUGAAUCCUUUGAAGCCAUAUUUGCAAGACCUGUUUUGCAGCACGUGCAGGGGUGUCUCGCCAUUGCUAUGUCGUUGGUGAUGUCAGGUACUGGUGAUCUUGACGUUUUUAGAAGACUUAGAAUCGUUCAUGGUAAGCUAAACAAUUUGAGUGGGGCUAUUGCAUAUGGGAAGUUUAUGGCCAUUAACAUGGCUCUUGGAUUUCUCUUUUUGGGUGGUGGUCAAUACGCCAUAAAUACUUUGUCAAACUUCAGCAUUGCGGCAUUGGUCACUUCGAUCUAUCCAAUCUUUCCAAAUACAGAAGGUGGUGUUAACGAGACGCAUUUACAAGCUUUACGCCAUUUCUGGGCCAUGGCAGUGGAUCCAAGGUGUUUGGUGACAAGAGACGUUGAAUCAUUCGAUAUUGUUGAAGCUGAUGUAUGCCUGGAGUUUAAAGAUGGCUCUACUCAAGUGCUUCGCACUCCAAGUAUUUUACCUCCAGUGAAUGAUAUUGCAAAGAUUUCGCUUGAAAGCUUUGAAUAUUUCAACAUUUCUGUUAGCGGUGACGAGUUUUUGCAAAAUCGUGGGCAGCUAUUCCUCUACAAGAGACAAGGUAUUAACGUUAUGAAACACUCUGUUAAGGUUCUCUUAGAUGAAAUCAAUGCCAAGUUUGAACAAAAGGAUAAAACAUCCAGUUAUUUUUACGACUUGGAUUUGUUCAAGGGGUUCAAGAAGGAUGAUAUCCGUGAACUUAUUGGCCGCAAUCAAUGUGAUAUGAAGGUCAACAUCGUUGAUAGACAGAUCGAACUUUCCAAUUUGGUUAAGAACCCAAGGAACAUUGACGAUUUGUGGAAUCUCAAAUUGGUAUUCUCUUAUUACGAUCGUGCUCUACAGGAAAGCGAUACGCAUUAUCUAUCGUUAGAAUUUAUUGAUGAUCUCAGAAAUGUUCUAUGGGGUUUGUAUAACUGA